AUGCUCUAUUCAGCUUUGCACCGUUGGUCGAUAACGACGUCACGGAAUGACAGUGAGGAUGACAGUGAUACUGAAAUAUCAAAAUACAUGAUGCCUGAACUUUAUGCAAACUCCAUCAGAAAAUGUAACAAUGUUUAUAAGAAUCCGUCAGCAAUCAUCUGCUACUUAACGGACGGUAGUGAACAAUAUACGACAAUGGCAAUAAGCGCAAUCAACUCGUUGUUGAAGGUGACACCGCGUAUAAUGAUCGGUCUCCUGGUGAUGGAAGAUGAUAUGAAAAUGUUGAUGAUGAAUAAUAUCGAUCAAAAGUAUCAUUAUCGAAUCAUAUGUAAACAAACGUCUAAAUCGCCGCUCAUCAAAGACUGGAAUCCAACGCAAUAUAAACUUGAUAUUAUCAAGUUUUCACAUGAUGGCUUUCAAGAGGUGUACUGGAUGGAUUCGGACACAAUUGUCUACAAAGAUAUGACAUCAAGCUUGUACGCUUUUCGCUUGUUUACUCAAGUGUUCUAUUUCAUUCUCGAUCAUGUCAUGUACCACAAUUGUUUCAUGAGAAAAUGGCGUGAACAACAUCGGGACACAAUCUUACAACUAUAG
Molecule: messenger RNA, 594 nt
Organism: Didymodactylos carnosus
Lineage: Eukaryota; Metazoa; Rotifera; Eurotatoria; Philodinida; Philodinidae
Source: the annotation of a GenBank genome assembly